ACAGAAACAAUUCAAACAGCUCAAAUGUCAAUCGAACAAAUAAAAUGCAUAUAGUAAAAAUUAUAAUUUUAGUAAUAUUUACGAAGAACCACGUCGACGUGUUAGCAGAUAUAGAUGCAGAAGAUGCCAAAGAGGCACACAAUGCCACCAGACUUGCUGAUUAUUUGAAAGAACAUAAGAUUCGAUGUCAUGCUAUAUCCGCCUACGAAGGUUCAGUUGCGCGCUUGCCUUGUGGUGGUGCUAGAGAGCAACAGAAAGUGACAUGGCUGUAUGCAGAGUCAAUCUACAACGUAACAUUCAGUCCUAUGGAAGAAAAGGAGACGGCAGUGGAGGAUGGCAACCUCACUAUAUAUUACGUGCAACAAUCAGACAGGGGAGUAUACCAAUGUAACGUUGGAUCUAUUGUCAGCAGUUUGGUCGUCUUGCAAGUUCUGGACGAUGACGACAAAUAUAAUGUGGUGAAGCCGCUAACAUCUCACGGUCCAUACCCCUCUCCCCCUGCACGCCUAAGCUCCAAGCUACUGGUCUUCAUCAGAUGGUCUGCAUGGAGCGGCUGCAGCCGGUGCGGUCAGGUCGGUCGGCAGAGACGCUAUGGUUACUGUUGCGUGCGGUAUACUGACACGAGCGGGUCUAAUGUCAAAUAUAAUUCUUCCGAAUCUAACAACGUUUUACUGAGGAAUGAAGAUAUUAAGUUAUUUCAAGCAUUUCCUGACGGAAUUCCUUGCAAAUCAAAUCUAUUGCCAGUGACUAUAAUAGACCUACCGGCGGUUGCUACGAGAAAUAAUGAAAUAAUGAUUGGACUUUGCAAGGUGCCCUGUAAGAGCGACAUAUUCGAGGUGCGCGCGAGCAACGGGGAGGUGUUGGAGCGAGCCAACAACAGCGAGGGCGUGUUCUCCCUCUGUCAGAGGGAGCCCCCGCAGCCCCCGCCCCCCUCCCGGGACAUGCACUUCGCCCCCCGGGGCGCCGCUGUGCUGCUCAAGUGUCCGGGCAGUGCAUUAGAAGACAGGCCGGUGACGUGGUGGAUAGGAAACAGAGAGGUGGUCCCGCGGGAGCUGGACAUCAGCACUGCGGGCAGGAUGCAUCUCAAUGCCAGAGAUCACAUCGUCAUCGUCAGCGCCGAGUACACAGACUCCAAUGUUUAUAGCUGCUGGGAGGGCGAGAAGCUGUCAGGUGUGAUAAAGUUGAAGUUAUUCAGCGAGUCCCGCGAGAAGUGCGGCGGGCGAGUGACGCAGCUGGGCGUGGUGUGCGGCCUGGCGCUGCUGCACCGCGCCCUGCAUCACCUCCACCUCUGUCUCACACGUGUCACACCUCGCACACCUCUCACACCAUCACACGCACGAUAACAUCGCAUUGCAACCUUUGUCGGUUCAUUUUUAAAGUACUUUAAGAGCAAAAUAAAUAUAUGGACGAUAUUUAAAAAAAAAUAGUUCCGUACUGACGUCGAGUUUAGUCGUCCUUGUCGUCACAUCGUCGUUGUUGUCUCAUACCUUACUUACCUAUUUUUAUUUUAUUCUAAAUUAUAUAUCAUUGUCAAGUAAGCUUCUAGUAUAACCAUUAAAGAUUUACUAUUCGUUUUAAUUUCAUUCUUUUAAAAUGUAAGUUAUUGUAACUCUUUGUUAAAUUACAAGGUGGUAUGAGGUGG
Papilio xuthus (Asian swallowtail) is the source of this 1642-nucleotide messenger RNA. RefSeq lists its product as uncharacterized. The record is from RefSeq and is a predicted model, not a curated record. Lineage: Eukaryota; Metazoa; Arthropoda; Insecta; Lepidoptera; Papilionidae. The transcript has 9 exons. Bases 45 to 1343 code for a protein of 432 amino acids.